Aspergillus steynii IBT 23096 is the source of this 3365-nucleotide messenger RNA. Its product is annotated as putative DEAD box helicase involved in nonsense mediated decay. The transcript is spliced from 5 exons. Gene Ontology annotation, molecular function: helicase activity. The record is from RefSeq and is a predicted model, not a curated record. Lineage: Eukaryota; Fungi; Ascomycota; Eurotiomycetes; Eurotiales; Aspergillaceae. The coding region runs from base 1 to 3204 and encodes 1067 amino acids. Gene Ontology annotation, cellular component: nuclear RNA-directed RNA polymerase complex. Gene Ontology annotation, biological process: regulatory ncRNA-mediated heterochromatin formation.
AUGGACUCAUCCAAUGGAUUCCCACCCAUUUUGCCUUCUGAGCGUCUCCAUGAUCAUUUUUCACGGAUUGGAGUAGGUUCGACCGUUCCCGUCAACCUCGACGUCAGAGCCUAUUUCAAUCAACCCGAGCUCGUAGAGCCUGAGCCGUGGCUUCAGAAGCCCGAGAUUCCGUUCAGAGAGGAAAUCCUGGGCAUUGAUGACACAGACGACGAAUUCAUUGAGCUUGCACCUAAUCGGGUCGUUGGCCCCUGGAAAUCAAAGAGUGCGUAUUUGAAGGCCCAUUAUGAAUUACUCAGAGAGGAUGCCGUUGCUCCUUUGAGGGAUGCGGUGGCGUUUGUGAGAGAUGACCCAAAUAUGUCGGACUCUCAGAUGGUAGCGAUUUAUGAGAAGGUCUACAUCGCCGGAAUCACGUUUGCCCACAAAGAUCUGGCUUUUCGGAUAAAAUUCUCGACAAGCAGGGCGGGUAGAAACAUUGCUUGGGAGUACUCUUCACGGCUCAGGAGUGGCUCAAUUGUUGCCUUGUCAUCUGUGAACGACUCGUUCAAAAGUGAAUGUGUUGUCGCUAUUGUUGCAGCAAGGCCAUUGGAAGGGGUCAAGCAACACCCACCCGAGAUUGACAUCUUUUUCGCCCGGCCAGAAGACGCAGAUUUUGAUCCUCAAAAAGAAUGGAUCAUGGUCCAAGCAAAAAACGGAUACUAUGAAUCGGUGAGGCACACGAUGAAAGUCCUCCAGAAGAUGAAUCAGGAAAAGUUCCCCCUAGCCGAGCAUAUUUGCUUUCUUGAACCAAAUGCCGAUGCCCCCUCUUAUGUGGAAGAGGGUCCAAUUCUUGAUAUACAACCAGCUAUUGGCAUUUCCGGCGAAGAGGGACGGAUUGAUAUCCUCAGAGAUUGGCCGGAAACGCCAACCGGAGAGCUCGACGCUACCCAGUGGAAAGCAUUGCGGCACAUGCUCACAAAACGCCUCUCCAUCAUUCAGGGUCCUCCUGGUACUGGGAAGACACACGUAUCAGUUGUGGCCUUAAGGAUAAUGCUGGCAAACAUGAAGCCCGAUGACCCUCCGAUUAUUGUUUCGUCUCAGACAAAUCAUGCACUGGAUCAGCUCCUGAAGUAUAUUUCUCUCUUCGAAAAGCAAUACAUUCGGGUUGGGGCUCGAAGCAGCGACCUUGAGAUCAAGAAGAGAACUUUAUAUUCUAUCCGACAGAAUCAGCCGGCAGCAAAUCUGCAAGGAGGCUUAUUGGGACCAGCGAGGAAGAAGCUGAGGAACAUGAUCCAGCCGAUGAUAGAAUUCCUGCAAGCAUUCAAUUCAGAAAACGCAGAUAGACCACUCCCAUCUUCCGCGUUCGUUGGACUCGGAGUUCUAAGCCGAGAGCAAUCUGACGCGCUGAUCCAAGGAGCCAAGGGCUGGAUUCGUUCUGACCAGAAGGAUGACAUCGACCCGCUGGUCGCUUGGCUUGGAGAAAAAGUGAUCAAAUUCGAGGUGAAUUAUGCGGCAGAAAACUUCGGCUUCGUCGAAGAUGAGGUCGACCUUGAAUACGAGCAACUGAAAGAACUUGAAGCCGAGCAAGGAAUAGACGAAGAUGACUACGAGAUUCUCAAGGGCCAAUUCAUAUUCCUGAAAGAAGGAUUUUGCGGCCAGGGCAGCUCUCUGCCCGACGCAGUUUGUCAAGAGUAUCUAAAGGCUCGUGACCUCUGGAAGGUGCCCGUUAGAGCGCGCGGUGCAGUCUACAAUGCUCUAAGGAAAGCAGCCAAGAUCAAGAUGUUGGAAGUAUUCCGCAACCUAGCCGCCAUUUACACACAGACCACGGGAGAUCUCCAGAUUGGCAAAUUCGAGAGAGACGCUCACAUUCUUCAGAACGCCCGGGUAAUUGGGGUGACAGCCACGGGACUUAGCAAGUACCGGGGUCUCCUUUCGACAGUAAACCCUAAGGUGGUUCUUGUCGAAGAAGCAGCCGAGGCGAUCGAGGCACCCAUAGCGGCAGCCUGUUUUCCGUCCGUCCAACAGCUGAUCCUUGUUGGCGACCACCAACAGCUCAAGGGCCAUUGUUCAGUCCAAGAUCUUGAGGGCGAGCCAUUCUUUUUGGACAUAUCGAUGUUCGAGCGUCUGCUUCACAAUGGCUUAGAUUAUAUUACGUUGAGAAGACAAAGGCGUAUGGCGCCUGAAAUACGCGCGCUGUUGGAACCGAUCUAUAGUGACCUGCAAGACCAUGCGUCUGUACAGAAUCGCCCCGCCAUUCCUGGAAUUGGUGAUGUGCGGUCGUUUUUCUUUUCUCACAAGUGGCCAGAAAGCAGCGAUAGCUUGUCAUCUAAGUUCAACGAGAUGGAAGCGAAGAUGAUCGUGGGGCUCUUCGUUCACCUGGUGCUCAGCGGGACACGGGUGGAGGACAUUACCAUCCUGACAUUUUAUAACGGGCAAAGGAAAAAGCUUCUCAAAUUAUUGAGGAGCAACUCAUAUCUCCAAGGUCAUUAUGUGAACGUCGUGACGGUUGAUUCGUAUCAAGGAGAAGAGAACGAAGUGGUUCUGCUUUCCCUCGUGCGCAGUGGCGACUCGGGAGUCGGGUUCUUGUCUAUCGACAACAGGGUCUGCGUGGCUCUUUCGCGCGCGAAAAGGGGAUUUUAUCUCUUCGGGAAUGCCAUGUCGCUUGCUUGUGCGGAUCCGUUGUGGUGGAGAGUCAUCAACAUCAUGGGUACCGACCAACCGCGGCGGCGACUGGGAUUUUAUCUGCCGCUAACAUGUGUCAAACACGGAAACAAAGUAUUUCUCAGGGAGCCGUCUGAAUGGGAUAGGAUAAAUGGCGGGUGCAGUCUCGAAUGCGACGAGCUGCUCGAGUGUGGGCACAAGUGUACUCUGCGAUGUCACAACUUUCCGCAUGACCGGGUUAUAUGCGACCGAGACUGCGAGAGAUUGUUGUGCGGCCACCCGUGUGGUCAACCGUGCUCAGCAACUCAUACCUGCUCUUGCGAGUGUCUUCAAGGGUCGGUCAGACCCGCAGCCAGGUCGACACGUCCGGUCCCUCCUCCGGUUGCCAAUCGUUCCAGCCGAGUUGUCGAUGCCGAGAGCCAUCGAAAACAAGCCUUGAGACAGUACCAAGAAUUCGCCAACGGGGGUGCUCAGGUGCUCGAUGAGGAACUGCUGAGAAUAGCCGAGUCCAAUGCGAGAGCCAACCAAGCUCCCUUGAAGCCACCGGUCAACCUGCUGGAUGAUUGAGAUUGAAGGCAACGUUUCCGGCGGAUAGAAAGGUCGAGGAGUGAUGUCGAGUAGACGGAUGGAAGAUGAAUGAAGUGAAACCGAAAGGAAAGAAGCUUUUCCGAGAGAGCCAAGGGCCAGCAGAACCAAGAUUCGCCAGGAAUGGGAACCUCCGAUCCAUU